Molecule: messenger RNA, 876 nt
Organism: Uncinocarpus reesii 1704
Lineage: Eukaryota; Fungi; Ascomycota; Eurotiomycetes; Onygenales; Onygenaceae
Exons: 2
Coding region: 1-876 (291 amino acids)
Source: RefSeq, a predicted model, not a curated record
AUGGCUUUUUCUGCAGAACUCGAGGCGGAAAGCCUACGCGGAGUAGGUUCUGGAUCGGGCCGCUACCAAGAGCCACGGAUCGAAAACGAUGCAUGGGACGGCGAGUCUCAGGUCGAUGAGUUAGCGAGGUUAGGAGCCUGCAUCUCGGUUCGAACAGCCCGUCCCGCGUCAUUUGCACUGGCCUUGAAGGUCAGGAAACAGAUGAUGAGUUUUGCUCGAUUCCGAAGCUGGGCAUUUUCGAAAUCAAGCCGCUUAUCCAGAUUCAUCGUAUGCAUCCCGUAUGCAAUCCAUUUCCAGUCUUUGCGGCUAGAACAGAGUGACUCGGUCGUCCGGAGAUGGGCUGAACACACCUCCAGGCGAAACCGGUUCUUCAAGCAGCCAUUAUCACCCCGUGCCGGCUUGGGCUUGUGGAGAAAAGGCACCGCGCAAACGUGUGAGGAGUUGGAUGCCACUGAGAUCCCAAAAUCGACACAAAAAGCCCAUGUCCGGCCAAGCACAACUCAACCAAAAAAACGAACGAGUGGGCAUGAACACCGAGACCUGCCAUUCGUUUGGUUCUGCGGUCCAGCUCGACGGCGUCAACCACCCUUUUUAGCGUGCAUCGACGGCUCAGGCCAGAAUCAUGGGUUCGUGCCGGGGUUGUACGGUUGUACACAGAGUGUUUUCGGCGUUUUUUCCAAUGCAUCCAAGGGAAUUUAUUCAUGCAGAUGUGCCGCGGGUCCUUCCAGCAAUGAGCAUCCAAUGGGCUUCGCACGGCUGCAGUGUCUUCAUGCCGUCGAUUCGGAUGGCCCUACAAGCAAUGGUGACUGUGCCGUGCUCUCGGUUGCACUUGUGGGAGCGAGUAGAUCAUCUCUACAAAUAUCCAAAACGUGCUGA